AGGGUAGUGAGUUCAGUUUAAGCCUAACACUCAGUAACAUUACAUAUUGUAUUUGGAUAACCAUUUUAAGUUAGAAAAUUAAGCACAAAAUGGACUUUGUUCCUUUGUGUUUUUUUGUAAAUAUUUUUAUCCUAUUCAAGUUUAGCAUUACUAUACCAAUGGACUUAUGUUUUUACAAACUGAACACGUCAGACUGCGAGCUGCCUCCAACUCCUGUCUUCACGUACUACAAGCCUGGUUCUCGCUGUGAGAUAGAGCUCUGGCGCGGUUGUCCCACUUAUAACAAGUUUGACAACGAAUUCGAGUGUUCCCACGCAUGCAUUGGCAGGUUGAACCCUAGCUUCAGUGCUGAAAAUAACGAUAUCGAAGAUAAAGUAAAUGAUGAACAAUGUAAGGUGCCUAUCAAUCUGGAUGACUGCGGCAUGGCAGAAGAAGAAGUUUACACUUUCAACAAUGAUGUUGGCAACUGCUUAGCGGUUAUGUGGAGAGGAUGCGAGACGGAGAACAAGUACGAUGAUAAAGAUUUAUGUAAAGAAGCGUGUAAACACUUGAUAAAAGACGACGAACAAGAGUCGACAGAAAAUGAAACAGAAAAAGAUAAAUCUGGAGACGAAACCAAAACUGGAGAUGGAGGUGAUGAUAAAAAGAGUAGUGAAAAAGAGGCCACUGAAGCAGAAGGUACAGACAAAAAGAGUGAGGAGGAUGAGAAAAAAGACGAGGAAGCCGAUGAGCAUAAAGAUGAUGAAGAUGAAGGUCCUACUGACGAAACUGCGAGCGUGAGGAGAUCCAGAGGUAAUCAAACGUUAAGCCAAAGUUAAAUACAACCAAUGUUUAGACUUAAUUUUAAAUGUAUGGUGGGGCUCUAGUUUCGAAUAUCUUAUUAAUGAUAAUGUUAGUUGUUUCGUUAGUAUUACAGAUAAUCUGUUUACGCACGAAACACUAUUUAUUAUCUUCUCCAAUACUUGUUAUUUAUGAAUAAUAUAAUUUUAUACUGUUCACUAUUAUUUUUUGUACCAUGUUAAUACCUACUGUAGUAUUUUAUGGAGUUAUCCAUUACAUGAGUCAUACAUAAAAGUAAUGAAAACACAAAGCUUUUUUACAAAAGAAUUGUCGCUCUAUUAAUAAAUAAUUGAACCCAAUC
Molecule: messenger RNA, 1141 nt
Organism: Hyposmocoma kahamanoa
Lineage: Eukaryota; Metazoa; Arthropoda; Insecta; Lepidoptera; Cosmopterigidae
Product: nucleolin-like
Exons: 3
Coding region: 90-818 (242 amino acids)
Molecular function (GO): serine-type endopeptidase inhibitor activity
Source: RefSeq, a predicted model, not a curated record